CACUCAAAGACUGAAGAGGUGGACUAAGCUGUGUCACUGUACCUCUGCUUAACUCAAAAAGCAGGGCUGAUAUUAUUUUAUUUGAUAACUGUGCUCUCUGUACAAGAUUCUUCUUUAGUGAGAGAUGGCAAUGAUGGCAAUCUGGGUGGCAGUUCUAAUCAGUUACGGAAUCUCUACAGGAAUUGCAAUGCACUCUGCUGCACAUAGAUCAGAUGAUGUCCUUACUCUGGACAUGGCUCCUGACUCUGUUGAUGACAUGUACAGUGGCUGCAAAGAUAAAAUGAGGACCAAAGCAAACAACUACCUGAAGAAUGAGAAAAAUGCUGAUAGUGAUUUCACACUGGCCUGGAAGAAGGCAGAGAAAAAAUGGCCUAAGAAAAAACCAGGGAGAGAACAGAAAAUGGCUAUUUAUGUUUAUACCCUCAAUGAACCAAAUAUAUAUCUCAAUUUCAAUAAUGCAGUUCGAACCCAGAGAUCUAUGUACAAGACCACAUUCAGGUAUCACGCACUUCACUUUUUUCUGACUGAUGCCCUUCAAACUCUCAACUCUCGCAAAUCUGAAGAAGAAAGAUGUCUUACUGGCUACCGUAGAGUCAACAGCUACUUUAGCCAAGACGUUCUCAACAAGGAGAUUCGCUUUGGCACUUUUACCUCCAGCAGAAGGGAUCAGUACCCCCACACUGACAGAUUUGGAGACAAGUCAUGCUUUGAGAUUGCGACAUGUUUUGGAGCAGACAUCUCACUGUACUCAGAGCUUGGAGAGUCAGAAAGAGAAGUGCUGAUUCCUCCUUAUGAGGUCUUUAAAGUCAUCAGAGAUAAAGAGGAGAGCUGAUGACAAAAAUCUGCCAUGUGAGGUGGUCUAUAAACUGAGCAGUACACGCAAAACUCUCUCCAAUUUGAAUUGUGCUCUGGUACCACCAAUUCCAUGUUUUACAAUGGACUGCUAAUAAAUGAAAAUAACCAGACGCACCAUAUUAAUUAUUGCAAAUUAUCUUCAAAACUGAAGUGAAUAUGGAUUCCUUUGUUAUCCAUGCAGAAAAUACCAUCAUUAAUAUUUGAAUAACUUAACAAUAUAAAACUGAAUUUAAACAGUUAGCCAGAGGUGCAGAGGUUGUACUGUUCAACAAGUACCCACUAGACAAAGAGAAUUUGUCCUGAACACUGUGUAACUGUUAUGAUUGAUCCGUAUUCUUAAGGAUAUCACAUUACUUUUCAAUCCAACAUGGGGACAGUGCAUAUUAACAAAAGUUAACAUCAUGUAUUGAAGAGUGUCAACUGUGAGGUAAAUUUGAUAAUAAACGGCUGUGAAGAGUUUUAAAGAACAUGAUGAGGCAUCUACGAUACACGUUACUCAUUGUUCCUCCUCUCAUAAAAAUGUAAAUAUCAAUAAUUUAUCAAGCGAUUUAUCAAGAGAGUUGGUCAUUGUAUACAGUAAUAUUACUACAUUGGUUGUACUGCUCAUGUAUUUAAAUUGAAUGCAUGAUCUAUCUUUCAGUGUUAUUGUAUCAAAACUGUAAUAAAACAUCCUGUUUUUUCACAAA
This is a messenger RNA of Lates calcarifer (barramundi perch), 1541 nucleotides long. RefSeq names its product ecto-ADP-ribosyltransferase 5. The transcript is spliced from 2 exons. The record is from RefSeq and is a predicted model, not a curated record. Lineage: Eukaryota; Metazoa; Chordata; Actinopteri; Centropomidae. The coding region runs from base 125 to 832 and encodes 235 amino acids. Gene Ontology annotation, molecular function: NAD+ poly-ADP-ribosyltransferase activity; NAD+-protein-arginine ADP-ribosyltransferase activity.